AUGGCUCUCCGCCUCGCAGUGGGCCGCCCAUUGGCCGCCGUCGCCCGCUCGCCGUGCUGCUCCCACGCCGCGGUGCGCACCUUCGCCUCGACGGCGCUGAGGGCAAAGGAAGUCGCGGGACAGGCGGCCGACACGCCGAACAUGCGGUACGCCCCCCGCGACCCCAUGGCCAAGCUCAAGGCCGCCAUCGUGAACCCGGCCGACAAGUACAAGGAGAAAGGCGAGGCGCUGCACAAGUACGGCCAGUACCUCAUGUCGUGUCUGCCCAAAUACGUCCAGCAGUUUUCAGUAUGGAAGGACGAAUUGACCAUCUACAUCCCGCCCGCCGGCGUCCUCCCCACCUUCACCUUCCUCAAGAACCACACGGCCGCCGAGUACACGCAGAUCUCCGACAUCACAGCCGUCGACUACCCCACCAAGGACCAGCGCUUCGAGGUCGUCUACAACAUGCUCAGCAUCCGCCACAACUCGCGCCUGAGGGUCAAGACAUAUGCCGACGAGGCCACCCCCGUGCCCAGUCUCUGCGAUCUCUACGACGGCGCCAACUGGUACGAGCGAGAGGUGUACGAUUUGUUUGGCGUCUUCUUUGUCGGCCACCCCGAUCUGAGGCGCAUCAUGACCGACUACGGUUUUGACGGCCACCCCCUGCGAAAGGACUUCCCCAUGACGGGAUACACGGAAAUCCGCUACGACGAAGAGAAGAAGAGGAUUGUGGUAGAGCCAUUGGAGAUGACGCAGGCAUUCAGGAACUUCAAGGGCGGCUCCUCAGCAUGGGAGCAGGUCGGUCCUGGUGACGAUCUGAAGCCAGACAACCCAGAGCCGCCAAAAGAGGGCGAGCAGAAGAAAUAG
This is a messenger RNA of Dothidotthia symphoricarpi CBS 119687, 849 nucleotides long. RefSeq lists its product as uncharacterized. Bases 1 to 849 code for a protein of 282 amino acids. Gene Ontology annotation, molecular function: NADH dehydrogenase (ubiquinone) activity. NCBI's taxonomy places the organism in Eukaryota, Fungi, Ascomycota, Dothideomycetes, Pleosporales, Dothidotthiaceae. The transcript has 3 exons. The record is from RefSeq and is a predicted model, not a curated record.